GUAACCGGUAAUUAUUCAAAGAAUUGUUUGUGUUUAAAGAGCCUUGUUUUUGUAGAAUAGUAAAUAACAUAUUUAAAACAAUGCCAUUAACAGCAGAGAUAGCUGCCCAACAAAUACAGGAACGGCUUAAGGAUAUACAGCAUUUGAUACACGAAAUUGACGAUGAACGUCGACGCUCCGAAGCAAAUAUAAAUAGUUUAAAUAGGGCUCACCAAAGUAAUUUACCCGCUCAGAAAAUUAAAAGUUUGCACAAAACUUGUUUACAAGAUGCUACUAUCGAAGAAGACAGCAUUCGAAAAGCCCUAGAUAAAAUUCAAGAAAUCCGAAAUAUACGAAAUGAACGUCGGAUACAAGCUCGUAAUGCUGGAAAUAAAGAGGCUAUAAGAAGGGGAGCUCUAAUGAAAAUGGUACAGAUUUCAGCGCAGACAUUGCCGUUAUUUGUAAGCAAACCUGGAGAAAAGGUGCCACCUCUUUGUGGUGCUAUACCUUCAGAAAGUCAUUACAUUGCUAAAGUUGGUGAUAAUGUAGCAGCAUUAGUGAAAGGUGUUGAAGACGAAGAAAACUGGAUAUUAGCGGAGGUUGUUCAAUUUUUAAGUCGACAGAAUAAAUACGAUGUGGUGGAUAUUGAUGAAGAGCAGAAGGAUAGACAUGUUUUAAGUAAGAGAAAAGUUAUACCUUUACCCUUGAUGAGAGCAAAUCCAGAAACAGAUGGCCAUGCACUUUUCCCAAAAGAUACAGUUGUUAUGGCACUAUAUCCACAAACUACAUGUUUUUAUAAGGCCAUUAUUCAUAGACUUCCGCAGACUGCUACUGAAGACUAUGAGGUUUUAUUUGAAGAUUCCUCUUAUACGAAUGGUUACGCCGAACCAUUACCUGUGGCACAACGUUACGUUAUUGCAUACAAACCUACAAAAAAAAUUGGAAGUACUGCUAGUGGAGGAAGUGGUAGCAUUUCUUCGGCUUAAUCUGUGGAAAUUUAUACAUUUAUUGAAAUAUAAACGAAUAAAACAAAGUAAAUCUUA
This is a messenger RNA of Calliphora vicina (urban bluebottle blowfly), 1022 nucleotides long. It is a transcript of the gene Sgf29, whose product is annotated as SAGA-associated factor 29. The record is from RefSeq and is a predicted model, not a curated record. Gene Ontology annotation, cellular component: SAGA complex. The coding region runs from base 81 to 965 and encodes 294 amino acids. NCBI's taxonomy places the organism in Eukaryota, Metazoa, Arthropoda, Insecta, Diptera, Calliphoridae. The transcript is spliced from 3 exons.